AUGGCUGCCUCCACCCUGUCCGUCUGCUCCAGCGACCUCAGCUAUGGCAGCCGGGUCUGCCAGCCCGGUGCCUGGGACUCCUGCCCCGACUCCUCCUGGCAGGUGGACGACGGCCCAGAGAGCUGCUGCGAGCCCCCGUGCUGCGCCCCCAGCUGCUGUGCCCCUGCCCCCUGCCUGACCCUCGUCUGUACCCCUGCCAGCUGUGUGUGCAGCCCCUGCCAGGCAGCCUGCACCAGCUUCUGCACGCCCUUGUGCUGCCAGCAGUCUAGCUGCCAGCCCUCAUGCUGCACCUCCUCCCCCUGCCAGCAGGCCUGCUGCAUGCCCGUCUCCUGCACCCCUGUCUGCUGCACCCCCGUCUGCUGUGUGCCCGUCUGCUUUGGGGCCUCCCCCUGCUCAGACGUCUCCUGCUGCCAGCAGUCUAGCUGCCAGCCCUCCUGCUGCACCUCCUCCCCCUGCCAACAGGACUGCUGCGUGCCCGUCUCCUGCACACCCGUCUGCUCCAAGGCAACCCCCUGCCCAGCCCCCUCGUGCUGCCAGCCCAGCCCCUGCCUCCCCUCCUGCUGCAACCCCGCCUCCUGCCAGCCCAGCUGCUGCCACCCGGCCUCCUGCGUGUCCCUGCUCUGCCGGCCUGUGUGCAAACCCUCCUCCUGCGUGCCCUGCCAGGCGUCCUGCUGUGUGCCUGUGAGCUGCAGACCUGCUGUGUGCACACCCGUGAGCUGCCAGUCAGCUCUGUGCACACCUGUGAGCUGCCAGCCAGCUGUUUGCACACCCGUGAGCUGCCGGCCAGCUGUGUGCACACCUGUGAGCUGCCGGCCAGCUGUGUGCACACCUGUGAGCUACAAACCAGCUGUGUAUGUGGCCCCCUCCUGCCAGUCCUUCGUGCGUGUGCCUGUGAGCUGCAAGCCCACCGUGCUUGUGUCUGCCCCCUGCCAGUCCUCCGGGUGCUGCCAGCCGUCCUGCCCCACCCUGGUCUGCAGACCCAUCUCCUGCAGCUCCCCUUGCUGCUAUUGACCGCGAGUCCCUUCUCAGCUGCAUCAGUGCAGAUGGAUCCACACCUGUAGCCCUCCCACAACGAGUCCUCUGUGGGCCUCCAGCUUCUGCACGUGGCAGAUGGAAAGCGUGCUCACCGACCCCUCUGAACUCCAGGGUGAGAAUGUGGCCGGAUGAUCUGGAUCCCUCCGCGACCUGCCCAUCCCCUUAGGGAAGCCCUGGCUCCCAGGGUCCUUCUCUGUCUCCAGCAGGAAACCAGCCCCCAUGUGAGCCAAAUAAAUCGUGCUUCUCAAUGCA
Equus quagga is the source of this 1287-nucleotide messenger RNA. RefSeq names its product keratin-associated protein 10-12-like. Gene Ontology annotation, cellular component: keratin filament. Bases 1 to 1011 code for a protein of 336 amino acids. The record is from RefSeq and is a predicted model, not a curated record. NCBI's taxonomy places the organism in Eukaryota, Metazoa, Chordata, Mammalia, Perissodactyla, Equidae. The transcript is spliced from 2 exons.